Molecule: messenger RNA, 2095 nt
Organism: Xylona heveae TC161
Lineage: Eukaryota; Fungi; Ascomycota; Xylonomycetes; Xylonales; Xylonaceae
Product: 5'-nucleotidase
Exons: 8
Coding region: 139-2052 (637 amino acids)
Biological process (GO): nucleotide catabolic process
Molecular function (GO): hydrolase activity
Source: RefSeq, a predicted model, not a curated record
GAGGUGAUGGGCUUGGUGCCGCUGGAGUAGGACAACAAAGGCCAGAGAAAAUUUUAGCACGGACUGAUUCGGCACCAAAGUCUAAUUAGAUGUUAAUUUGACAAACCAUACUCCUUUACUUCUUGGUGGUAGCUUAUCAUGGCUCCACCUGGUACAUCGAUUACAUUCUCUAGCGGCCGAAAUGAUCCUCCAGAUCUCCGUCUUUUGCAUUACAAUGAUGUAUACCACGUAGAAGCCGGAUCACAGGAUCCCGUCGGCGGCAUCGCUCGGUUUCAGACCCUCAUCAACGAAUACAACUCCCCACAAUAUGAUUCGCAACCCAAAUUAUUGACCUUCUUUUCCGGAGAUGCAUUCAACCCAUCAAUUGAAAGCACAAUCAGCAAAGGUGCUCACAUGAUCGAUUUCCUCAAUGGCACAGGCAUCGAUGUGGCAUGCUUGGGAAAUCAUGAUCUUGAUUUUGGUGUAACGCAGUUUCGAUAUUUAGCGGGGCGAUGCACGUUCCCUUGGCUUAUAGCCAACGUGCUGGACCCAGACCUGGCUGAAGAAAAUGCGGCUCUUGGAAACUGUCAGAAGACUUUGAUACUCACUUCUUCAAAUGGCAUUAAAGUCGGUGUUAUUGGACUAGUUGAGCGCGAGUGGCUGGAGACGAUUAAUUCCUUACCGCCGAAUCUUAUAUACAAGUCAGCAUCGGCGACUGCUGAGGAGUUGGUGCCUGGGCUAAGAGCCCAAGGCGCAGAAAUUAUCAUCGCUGUUACACAUAUGCGUGAACCCAAUGAUCUAAAACUUGCAGAGAAAACUACACCAGGGCUUAUCGAUAUUAUUAUGGGCGGUCAUGAUCACUUUUAUGGUCAUCAUUUCGUUAAUAAAACCCAUGUUCUUCGCUCUGGAACCGACUUCAGGCAAUUAAGCUACAUUGAAGCUCGGAAAAAGCAAGACGGAAGCCAUGGAUGGGAUUUUGACAUUACUCGUCGAGACGUCUUGCGCGAGGUAGCAGAGGAUCCUGUGACGCUUCAAGCGAUUGAGAGACUUGAAACAAGCUUGAAAGCAAAACUUGAAAAGCCUAUAGGAUACUCAGCAGUGCCUCUCGAUGCCAGAUUUGAGACGGCCCGUUUGAAAGAGUCAAAUUUAGGAAAUUUCGUGUGCGAUUUGAUGCGUCACUACUACAACGCUGAUUGUGCGCUCAUGGCUGGAGGAACAAUCAGAGGAGAUCAGAUCUAUUCUCCUGGUAUCAUUCAUCUGAAAGACAUCAUGAACUGCUUUCCUUUUGAAGAUCCCGUCAUUGUUCUCAGAGUUACUGGCCGAGCCAUACUAGAAGCAUUAGAGAACUCUGUUUCCAAAUAUCCAGCAUUGGAAGGUCGUUUUUCGCAAGUUUCUAGCAUUCAAUUCAAGUUCAAUCCUAAAGCGCCGUCUGGAUCAAGGAUACUAUGGGCGCGCAUCGGGGAUGGUCCGCUCGAUCUCGAACGAAAAUAUGUCCUCUGUACAAGAGGGUAUAUGGGCCGAGGGAAAGACGGUUUCCAAUCCUUACUUGUCGAAAGCGAAGGCGGGCAAGCAGAAGAAUUGGUCUCAGAAGAGCAGGGCGUCAUGAUCAGCACAAUUUUGCGUCAAUAUUUUAUGAGCCUCAAAGUUAUUGGGAAAUGGCGACGAAUGGGUCCACACAUUCGAAUGCAUCUAACGAAUAUUCAUGAGCGCAUGUGUGAGAGCGGUUAUUUCAAAGAGCCCGACUCGCAAGCACCGGUUGGUCAAACGACAACCGACACGGAUGAUCCGCAAGCACCGAAACCUGCGGUUGAAGAAAAGCCAGCCGAACUAGACUAUGAUACAGACGACGAAACGAUGACUGUUGGCAGGGCCUCUCCAGGUACCCACCAUCGUGAAAGGAGAUGCACUGUGGCGAGGAUGGUUACCAGGAAAUGGAUGAGACUGGCUGGCGUCAAGAGGGAGAAUGUUGGUAUGGUCUGGGAUGAUGAGGGCGAGUUCAUGCCGAGCUGGACAACCGGUAUCAGGCCAAGACUAGAGGGGCGGAUAAUCAUGGAGCAGACGGUCCAGGCAUGACCCAAAUGAGCGAGCCAUAGAAGAAUACAACUAUUAUAUUCCC